Molecule: messenger RNA, 909 nt
Organism: Polyodon spathula (Mississippi paddlefish)
Lineage: Eukaryota; Metazoa; Chordata; Actinopteri; Acipenseriformes; Polyodontidae
Product: 39S ribosomal protein L42, mitochondrial-like
Exons: 5
Coding region: 24-458 (144 amino acids)
Cellular component (GO): mitochondrial large ribosomal subunit
Source: RefSeq, a predicted model, not a curated record
CCAGUUUCCCAUGUACAAUAAACAUGGCGGCACGACAAAUAUUAGGGUUAAACAGUUUAACAAGGAAUUUACUCAAGUUUGCGAAACAAAAUGCAGUUAAAGGUAGAAAUUUGAACUGCAUUCAUCCUAAAUCCACAUUCAGUGCCCUUCCAGGUGAUAACUGCAAAGUGGAACUUGCCUUGACCUCAGAUGGCAGAACAACAGUGUGUUAUCACCCUCUAGCAGAAUUCCCUUAUGAACAUUCAAAGCCUAUCCCACGACCAGACCCUUUAGAAAAUCAUGAGGAAACACACGAUCAGGUGCUGAAAGCUCGGCUGAAUGAAGAAGUGUUGCAGAACAAACAGGCACCCACUAUCGAAGAGCUCAGUAAAAUGUUCUAUACGACAAAACAUCGGUGGUAUCCAGUUGGACAGUAUCACAGAAGACGUAAAAAGUCGGAUCCUCCUAAAGACAGAUAAUUUUGAACACUUGCAUUUUCCUAUUUAUGGUGGUUCUACAAAUUACAAUUUCCCGAUGACUGACUUUGUUGUAUUGGAAAUCAUUUGUUCCUUUGCUUGAUUUUUUUCCUGUAUAUGUAGACAUUUCAUAAACAGCAUAUUAUAGAUUCCUGGUACAGUACCUUACUACUGUGCUUUAGGUCACAUUUUGUUUUUGAUCAGUGGAUUAAUAAAACCACAGGAAGAUUGUAUUCCAGGAAUCAACCACAACUUUUUAAUUUGCAUCAGGUGAAUAUAUUGGCAUUGCAAAUAAGAGGUAAGAAAUUGGCUUUAAAACCUUAGUUUUCACACCAAUAUUGUUAUUUUUAAAUGGAGAUGACAUUGUACAAGAUUAUGCCUAAGUGAAGCAGAAGUAAGUGUACUGUUUGUUCUUGGAUUAAACCCAGUUAAUAAAUGGACUAUUUAAAAAUGA